GGCUUGUCUCAUCUGUCACUUUAUACACUAGAAGAUAUGCAGGCCAGUAAUCGUGCUUGACUGUCCCGUGCAGAAAUGAGAAGUCAAGGUCAUGGACAAGAGAAGGCAGGCAGCUAUGAAGAUAGGAAUAGCCUGAUUUCACUUGUAGCCGUAGCCAGCUGCGAGAGUGACCUAGAGCCUACUACAGCUGCCUGGUCUUUGCAGACAAGACUUGUUGCCGGAGCUACUUUGUUUGGUAGGUUAGGUGUCUCCUUUCAAACGGAGUGCCAAUGACUGAGCAAACAUCUAAGUCUCCUUUCCCCCAUUCACACCAAAAGAAGCAGUGGCAAGAGUAACACAGAUAGAGCGGUCAUGUAAGAUGUCAACCUGAUUCUAAUUUUG
Molecule: messenger RNA, 381 nt
Organism: Aspergillus aculeatinus CBS 121060
Lineage: Eukaryota; Fungi; Ascomycota; Eurotiomycetes; Eurotiales; Aspergillaceae
Exons: 1
Coding region: 76-273 (65 amino acids)
Source: RefSeq, a predicted model, not a curated record